Cucumis melo (muskmelon) is the source of this 1020-nucleotide messenger RNA. RefSeq lists its product as uncharacterized. Gene Ontology annotation, molecular function: zinc ion binding. The coding region runs from base 51 to 854 and encodes 267 amino acids. The record is from RefSeq and is a predicted model, not a curated record. Lineage: Eukaryota; Viridiplantae; Streptophyta; Magnoliopsida; Cucurbitales; Cucurbitaceae. The transcript has a single exon.
AUCAGUGUCCACUCUGUUUUUUCCUUUUUCCUUCUCCUGUACCAAAACAAAUGUCCUCUCAUCAAAACAUUUCAGAAAUGGCAACAAAUUUGUUUCAUACCAAAUCCCACCAGCAUCCACUUGAGCUCAAAAGCUACAUAAAGCCAUACAUUUGCGAUGGUUGCAAGGUGCAAGGCUUUGGUUCUCGGUACCGAUGCGAACAAUGCGAUUUCGAUCUCCAUGAACACUGUUUGGAAGUUACCCCAUCAACAACCCACAAGUUCUUCCCCAAUUCCACCUUUGAUUUCUUCACAAUUCCACCAAAAGCUUCCCACAAACAUUGCAAACGACAAUGUGGCGCUUGUCGAAAGUCGGUCAAUGGCUUUGUGUACCAUUGCAAGGAGCAUGACUUGGAUCUCCACCCUGGCUGUAGAAAUCUCAAGAGAAGAUACAAAAUGAAAGGAGGAGAAUUGGUGUUCAAUCUCCACAAGAAUGUGAAACAAAAGUGCUUGUGGUGCAAUGAAAAGAGCAUCAAAGAAGGGGACCGUAGCAAUGGAUGGUCUUAUAUCUCCAAAUGCAAGAAGUACCAUGUUCAUGUUGCAUGUGUCACUGAAAUACUCUUGGAAGAAUGGAACAACAACAGCCACACUAUCAACAAGAUCGUCAACUACAAUGUUAAGGAAGACGACCUCAAAGCUCUGGCUCUAUACAAGGUGAAUCUUAAAGAAGUUCAAACUACAAGGAAUUGGAAUGGUAAAAGUUGGAACAUGUGUUGGAGAAUCCUCAAAGUUUUAAUUCAAACCACUGUUGGUAGUAUUGUUAUUCGAGAUCCCAAAUUGGUUCUUGCCACUUUGCUUCUUGAAUUGCUUUCAUGAGCUUUGUUUGUUUCUAUAUAUGCUUUCUAAAGAUUAGCCAAUUCUUUUAUUUUUCUUUCAUAUUUCCUUACCUGUAAUAAUAUUUUUUGUGUAUAUCUCUACACUUGUAGUCCUCAUUGUAAAUAUCACAAAUGUUUCAAUGAAACACAAAGGACGAUUUGGCAAA